Molecule: messenger RNA, 1926 nt
Organism: Brassica oleracea var. oleracea
Lineage: Eukaryota; Viridiplantae; Streptophyta; Magnoliopsida; Brassicales; Brassicaceae
Product: RNA polymerase sigma factor sigE, chloroplastic/mitochondrial
Exons: 6
Coding region: 149-1660 (503 amino acids)
Biological process (GO): DNA-templated transcription initiation; regulation of DNA-templated transcription
Molecular function (GO): DNA-binding transcription factor activity
Source: RefSeq, a predicted model, not a curated record
UAAUAUUCGACUCCAAAUUAUAAUUCGCCUUUUCUAUUUAAAAAUCGAUGAAGCAGAAUCUCAUCGGACGAAGAAUCUCUGACACGGCGAAGCGAGAUUUGACCACAAGUGAAGCUUCAAAGAAUUUGUUUUCAGCCUUUAGAUUGUGAUGGGAGUUGUGUUUAUUUCAAGCUCAGCUGCAAGAUCUCCUCUCGGGUUAAGCACCGAUCUUUUAACACACCGGUCCACACUCAAAAAGCUGCCAUCCGUUGUUGCGUUCAAAGCAGAUGAGUCCACCAACUCAUCUUUGAUCGUUCCUCCUGAACAAGAGAAGCAGAAGGAGAAGAGAGUUGUAACUAGGAGAAAGCCCUGUAAAGACCAAAACUCGGCUCCUUCGUGUUCCUUAGGAGUGGAUUACAAUGAAGCUGCUGCUAGACUAGAAAGCAUUUACAAGCUUAGCCCUCCUGCAACAUCCCUCGAGGAGGAUGUUAUCGAUGCUUCUAAAGGGAAAGUUUCACGGAGGAGGAAGAGGAAAGAGAGUGACGGCGGCGAAGAGAAGAAAGUAGUUGUGAGGAGUAAUGUGAAGAAGGAAAAGAGACUGAAUCUUGAUAAACGGAUCGCGUUGAAGAGAAACAUUCAAGAGAAACCAGUUAUUGUCUCUGCGCAGAAGAAAGUAACAAAGAGGCAGCAAGAGGAGGAGAAGAUCGAGAGGCUCGUGAGAGACUAUUCGGCUUCUAAUGAUGUAGUCAGCUUGGACUGGAAGAAAAUGAAGAUACCUCAUGUUCUUUCUUCCACAGAACAUACUUGGUUGUUUAAGUUGAUGCAACCUAUGAAGGCUCUUCUUGAAGUGAAAGAUGAACUGCAAAAGAGUCUGGGAAGAGAGCCUAGGGAAGCUGAAAUAGCUGGAGAGAUCAAUAUGAGUGUGGCUGAAGUGAAAAUGAAAAUCAAAGUUGGUAAAGCUGCAAGGAACAAACUUAUUAAGCACAAUCUCCGUCUUGUCCUGUUUGUUAUGAACAAAUACUUUCAAGAUUUCACCAACGGACCGAAGUUCCAAGACCUCUGUCAAGCCGGUAUGAGAGGGCUUAUCACAGCUAUUGACCGGUUUGAACCGAAAAGGAAGUUUCGUCUUUCUACUUAUGGUUUGUUUUGGAUUAGACAUGCCAUCAUACGGUCUAUGACAACCUCGAACUUCACUCGUGUCCCAUUUGGACUUGAAUCGGUUAGAGUGGAGAUCUAUAAAGCAAAGAUGGAGCUAUUGUUCGAGCUGGGAAGACUACCUACAGAGGAAGAGGUUGUUGAGAGACUAAAGAUAUCACCUGAGAGAUACCGUGAAGUGUUGAGAGCCGCGAAACCGGUUUACUCGCUGAACACAAAACAUUCGGUUACUCAAGAAGAGUUCAUCAAUGGAAUCACAGAUGUUGAUGGUGUAGGAGCUGAUAACAGGAGACAACCUGCUCUUCUCAGGCUAGCUCUUGACGAUGUGCUGGAUUCAUUGAAGCCUAAAGAGAGUCUUGUUAUCCGACAAAGAUACGGUCUUGAUGGUAAAGGAGACAGGACGCUAGGAGAGAUAGCUGGAAAUCUCAACAUCUCCAGAGAAAUGGUGAGGAAACAUGAAGUCAAGGCCUUGAUGAAGCUCAAGCAUCAAGCUCGUGUUGAUUACCUCCGUCAAUACAUCAUCUGAAACCAAACCGAACUGAACCGGCCCACUCAACCAUUUGAGCGUGUACUUGGUAUGGUUUCCUACUUCAAACCGUCUUAUAACGUUGGUAUAUUUUGUGUAUAUGUUAAUUAGAGUUACUUAUAGCUGCGUAAAUUUGAUCCGUGAAUAGUAAAUGUUGUAUUAUAUCAUUGUCCUAAACAGAUACCAAAAAGUUAUACAUGUAAAGUCUGAGACUUGGUAUACAAUAUUUACAAAACCAAACCGGUAUUAUCUGUUGUUUCCUUUUA